Scylla paramamosain (green mud crab) is the source of this 5624-nucleotide messenger RNA. RefSeq lists its product as uncharacterized. Bases 133 to 2544 code for a protein of 803 amino acids. Lineage: Eukaryota; Metazoa; Arthropoda; Malacostraca; Decapoda; Portunidae. The transcript has 15 exons. The record is from RefSeq and is a predicted model, not a curated record.
CAGACCGAGACCGUGGCGCCAUUACCAGGUGUGGCUGCAGAAAAACGCAGGUGGAGUGCUGGGUGGGGUGUCGAAUUUUCCCGGCUAAUAACGCUUCUUUAGCCCCUGAAAGCCCCCAGAUGGUAGGGCAGGAUGCGGGGCGAGUGGCAGCUGGUGUGGUGGAGUUUGGCGGCCGUUAUAGGGGUCAUAAUGGCGCAGUUUGAGUACCACGAGACGGACACCUUUGACCAAAUAGAUCACCUGUUUCGAAGUGUGAUCCCCGAUAACUGCUACAUCAAGCCUCUGAAAGACCUGUACAUGCCUGUUGACAGCGUAUCACACCUCCCGGACAUCCAGCAGAUCAACAUCAACCCAAUCUUCCCAAACAGAACGGCCCUCUACCACCUCCACAACAUGGCUCACUCUCGCGGCUUCUUCUUUUCCUAUAUCCUGCAGUCUCGCUUCAAGAGGCCUGCUGUGAAUGCGUCAGACAGUGCCUCAGAGUACGACCCGGGCUUCAUGUACUACUUCCUCUCCACGGUGGCGGAUGUGGCGGCCAACCCCAGGAUCAACUCCAGCGCCGUGUACUUCCAGCCCAACAUGGCCUACACCUCCUCAUACAAGGGUUUCUUCAACAAAACACUGCCACUCUUUGCCCCGAGGACAUUCAGGAUGGAUGAUUACAAUGACCCUGUGCAUCUGGAGAGGAUUUCGACGCUCAACUUCUUCCAGGUGGAGGAUCUCGGUGCCAUCCUGCCUAAGGGCCAGCGUUCCCUCAAUUACACUCUGGAGGACUACCGCAUCAAUGAGUGGUACUACUCUUGGCUGCCCUACACCAACCUACAGCAGGACAAGCUCACCACUUACCAGGUGAAGAUCCGCUAUGCUAACAACACCAAUGAGACCUUUGUGUUCCAUGGCCCCAACGCUGCCGACGAGACACCUGGUCCUGUUAAACUGACCCGCCCUUACUUUGACUGUGGCCGCUCCAACAAGUGGUCUGUGCCGGCCAUCACGCCAGUGGCUGACUUGCACCCGCGCCACACACAGUUCCGUCACAUUGAGUUCCCCACCCGCACUGCAAUAGCUGUCAUGGAAAUGGACUUUGAGAGGAUAGACAUCAACCAGUGUCCAAGAGGAGAAGGAAAUUCAGGCCCUAACAGAUUUGCAGACACUGCUCGAUGUAAAAAGGACACCACUGAGUGUGAGCCCCUAGAUGGGUAUGGGUUCCGUAGGGGAGGAUACCAGUGCCGGUGUAAGCCUGGAUAUCGCCUGCCCAAUGUAGUGCGACGGCCUUACCUUGGGGAAUUAAUAGAGCGCGCUACCCUCUACCAGUACCGCAGUGCCUUCAUGUGCACCCCCAUUGGAUGGAUCCAGAAGUUGCCAUUCGAUUACAACAAGAUGUCCCCAUGGGAGCGACACAAGUACCUCUCCAAGGACUUCAACAAUGUGACGGGGUCGGAGGCACUGCGUGCCAACACCAUCAAUGUGGACCAGGUCAUUGAGUUUCUCAAGUCUGUCACUAAGGACAACUGCCACCAGUUCCCCCCUGAUGACCUCAUCUUGCGUGGUGACGUUGCCUAUGGUGUGGAGGCUCAGUUUGAGAAUGAGGCCAGAAUGGCACUCCGUCUGGCUAACUUCCUGAGUGCCUUCCUCCAGAUUGUAGACCAUCAGGAAAUCUUCUCAGGUGUGAGAGUGGUGGACCGGCCACUCACUGAGGACCAGAUGAUGGGAGAAGUGCUGUCCAUCAUUCUUGGCAACAGCAGGAUCUGGGCCUCAGGAAUGUACUGGGACCGUGGGAAGUUCACCAACCGCACACUCUUUGCUCCCCUUGCCUACAAGACCAUCCUAAACACUCGCAAGUUCUUCAUGGAGGACCUGGCACGGCUCAACUCCACCCGGGACUCGUAUGUCAACAAGCCGUGGUUCAGGAAACUGAAGACAAGAUGGUCCACCAACUUUGAUGACCUGGAGAAGUACUGGUUAAGGCUAAAGUUGAGACACAAUGCCACGGGAAUGUACGGCAGGAAAUAUGAACGCUACCCAACAUUCUACAAGGCAGCAGAAUUGCGUCAUGGUCAGUGGAGUGUGCCAGAAUUUGACUGUGAUGGCUUUGUGAAGAAGUGGGUGAUCCACUACACAGCACCCUUCUUUGGGUGGGAUGCACUCAGGGCCAAGCUGGAGUUCAAAGGUGCAAUUCGAGUCACAAUGGACCUCCUCAAGCUGGACAUAACGCAGUGCCCAAGUGAAUACUAUGUUCAGAAUGCUUUCAAGGACACCCACCGCUGUGACAGGAAGACAUCCUAUUGUGUACCCAUCCAGGGACGAGGGUUUGACACAGGAGGCUACAAGUGUGAGUGCAUCCAGGGCUAUGAGUAUCCAUUUGAAGAUCCCAUCACUUACUUUGAUGGCCAGUUGAUGGAGGCUGAGUAUAUUAACAUUGUCCGCAACAAGAAAACAAGGUACGACUUCUUGAAGUGCCGAGUAGCAGGCGCAGCAGCAUUACAGAGCAGCUCCAUUGUAAUUUUGGGACUACUGUUCUUCAGCCUUGUCCUCAGACGCUAACAAACAUCAUUAUACAUAAUAGUACAGUGAAAGUGCCUCAGAUGUUCCACCACUAAGUGAACACUUGUCUGUUAACUCACAAUUUAAAUUAUUUUUAUAACCAAGUAUGAUAUUUUUCAGAGAAUCUCAAGUGAGCAGUAUGAUUCUAUUUGAGAUUGAUGUGGUUAGCUUUUUUUAUAGAACAAGAGUGGUAUGCUUAUUAAUGUGUGGAUGUGUAUGUUUGGAUGUAUGAUUGACUUCGCUUUAAACAUCCAGGCCCUGAACACAGAUUUAAGGUUGUAUAUUUUUUAAAAUUUUAUAUGGGCAGAGAAAUUUUGCACAAGACUUAGCAUGAAUUUACAUAUUUAAAAGUAUUAAUUUGAAUGUUACAGCAUUACAUAGUAUGAUAUUUUAUUGUUAGCAAGAUUGCCAGAAAACUUUAUACCCAUGUAAAGUAUUUAAGGCUUGUAUAUAAUAAUAAGGUUGGUAAGCUCAAAACAGUUCCCUCAUGGACUUCCAGUUAUACUGGGUCUUUUGAGCCACUAGCCAUCUGGUGAUGCUAUGGUGCAUUUUUAAGACAUUUAUUUUGGGUGUUUGUAGCAUGAGAGAAAGUGGUAUGAUAGGGAGGGGGAUGCUGUGAGUAUGAAAGGAAGACUUUUCUUGAAAUUAAGGGGAGAUUGAUGGAUUACUUGAAAGAGAGGAACAAUGAGAGAUUGAGGAAGAUUGUUUGUAUGAGAGUUGAGUAUAUGGGCCAGAACAAAUGGAAUCUCCAAUGAAUGGAACAUCCAAGUAUGUUAGAGCUCAAGCUCUAGCUCAAGCUAAUGGUGAACAUUAUUUUAUCUGGAAUCAGGUAGUUUUAUAUGUUUUACAUUGAACAUACCAAAUGUUAUGUUUAAGGAAUGCUGCCACAGUAUUCCUGCACCAUGAAAGGUGACUGAAAAGGACUGAGGAAGUUUGUCCUUUCAUUUCUAGCUGGAACCUUGAGCUACUUGUGUAACCUUAUUGCCAAUUCGUCCAUGGCUCAGACAGCUUAUCUCCAGCAAAGCCCCACUUGUUUUGCUUUUACUUCACUUGUCUCCAUCUCCCUUACUAGUAAUUUGUGCAAUACUUUCAUUUCUCGAUCAUUGGACUGAAGAAUGUUAGGUGUGGCAAGAUUUUCUCUCUCUCUCUCUCUCUCUCUCUCUCUCUCUCUCUCUCUCUCUCUCCAUGGAAUCAUUAUACCAUAAAUAAGAAUAGUGGUGUGUGAUACUUCCUCUGAGCAUAAUGGUGUCAUCAGGUUUAGGUAGGGUGGAAAGGAUGGUAAACAACUUUUCAUCUCAAGCUCUUGGCACAAGACAAGUGGAUGUGUGCAUGUUUGUCCUCAUAACUUGCAAUAAAAAGGUUGCUUACCACCAUUCCUUUCUGCCUUAUCUAAAAUCUGAUGACACCAUUGUGUUCAGAAUUUUCUCCAUCACAUGUGAUUUCUUGAAAUCUGUGACUUUAAUACACAUUAUCUUGUUUCAGCACAUAUCUAUUAUUUUUUGUCAGCUUUCAUUUUGACAGAUUUGUUCAUAAUCAGCUAUCAUCAUUUUGUCCAGUUGAUGAGAAACCAAGUAAGUAUUGUGCAAAAUAAGGGAGAGGGGAAAGUAAACUUGCAGACCCAUCCCCUGGAGUAAGCAUAAGACAGGAUGACUGAGCUGUACACCAACCAGCUAUAAGGUUACAAAAGUAGCACCCACUAUACUUUUCCUAUAGUGUGAUUACUGCCCAAGGGGAUCUUGGCAAAUAAUUUGUCAGAUUUCACUGUUUUCAUCCGUUGCACAUUCCCAGGAUUGCAAUUGCCCUUAUAAUUAGCUAAAUAUUUUGUUAGUCAAAUAACAGUAACAUAUCAGCCUGACACUUUCACAGACAAAUACAUGCACCUUUGUAAGUCUUUCUCUUUCUCCAGCUAACUGACCCACAUUGUUCAGGUAUCACAGCCACCACCUCUCGAUUUUCAGUCUCCUUGAAUGAUUGUAAAAAAUUAACAUGCUCUUUAUACAUACAAGGCGAACAUUCUUUGUGUUACGUUGUACAAAUGGUUUGAAUCUCAUUGUGACAGAGAUGUCUAUGAAAUUUCAGUGCUUUAUGAAUGUUAUGGAUUCAUUUUCAGUUCUGUCUUUUCACAGCAACCAGUGGAAGAUAAGGUUUUACUGGCGAUUCUCAAUUUGUCCAAAUAAUUAUGUAUAGCACUUUAAAGUGUUAACAGAAACUGCAGUUGGAACAGUGUUCUACAUUCAGAUUUAGUACUGGCUUGUAACUCUAUAAUAUGGUAUUUUAGGUAGUGUUUUCUAUUGCCUCAUGUACUUUGUAGUACAUAUUUUUCAAAGAAAGACCACCAUCUCUUCAUGCAUCAGGAAAUGACUGAUAAUCAUAAGCACUCACACAUACCUUAAAAGUUUAAAUCUCUUGAAAAUUUUCAACUUUACUUUCAGCUUGAUGCAAAAAGAUUGAAAAAUUACAUCAGCAAACAGUCAAGCCAGCAUAUUUCUGUAUUAUGAAUAUUGCAGCCACUUGCAAAACCUUAGAUACAUUCGAAAAUUUAAACAUUCACAAGGCACUGUGUAAAUGAACAGUAACUUAAUUUUAUGCUGUAUUCCAAAGGACUGUAUUCCAGGUGUUGUAAAUUAAGCCUUAAAGGUAUAUACAUGUUAAUGGUAACCUGCUGUACAUCAAGUAAUCACUGCAUCCUAUUUCAACACAAAUGAGUGGUUUAAAGCAGUUCAAAAUCAUGUCAUAUUUUCUAAGUGAAGAACUUGUGUGAUAGAAUCUAUCCACAUCUUUACAAAAGCAACUAUCCGUCCAUGUAAAUUGUGAUAGCAUCUGUUCUUGUUUAUACAAAGAAAAUAUCCGUCCACAUUUGAUAAUUCAGAGAAAUGUCCAUCCCCAUGUGAUAUUUCAUUCCACUGUUAUAAGGAACUAGCCAUCCGUCCAUAGAUUUUUCUUUACGUGUAUGUACGAAUAGAUUUUACAUUCUUGAAUUAGUUUCUCAAUAAUUUAAUAGAACGCAAUAUUUAUAUUGUGUCCAGUGGCAAUUGUUAUAUAAUUAUAGCAUAUAUAUUUUAAGUAAAUAAAAAAGUGUA